Molecule: messenger RNA, 2799 nt
Organism: Parus major (Great Tit)
Lineage: Eukaryota; Metazoa; Chordata; Aves; Passeriformes; Paridae
Gene: ALG12
Product: ALG12 alpha-1,6-mannosyltransferase
Exons: 10
Coding region: 231-1703 (490 amino acids)
Biological process (GO): protein N-linked glycosylation
Cellular component (GO): endoplasmic reticulum membrane
Molecular function (GO): alpha-1,6-mannosyltransferase activity
Source: RefSeq, a predicted model, not a curated record
GCCCCUGCCGCGGGGGCCUGGCGGCCUCGGGGCGGUGUCGGCGGCUGCAGGAGCAGCGGGCGCUGUUUGGCCACGGCCUGAAGCCCCCACGGAGCCCCCUCACAAGAGUGACCCGACACUGGCGGCACCUCAGACCUGCCCCGGCUGGGCUGUCCGGGUGUCCCCUGCGAUGGCGGCGUGGGGAGGGUGUUCGGGUUGGAUUUGGAAUAGAUCUGAACUUCAAACCUAAGAUGGCUCAGAAGAGGAGCUCAAGUGGGAGGUCAUUCCCAUUGCUGCUGCUGCUUAUUGCUGUGGCCUUUGUUCAUUUAACUGUCUGUCCCUUUACAAAAGUGGAGGAAAGCUUUAACCUACAAGCUAUCCAUGAUGUGGUGUACCACCAGCUGGACUUGGAUAAGUAUGACCAUCAUGAAUUUCCUGGAGUUGUCCCAAGAACGUUCCUUGGACCAAUUUUUAUUGCUGCUCUUUCCAGUCCAGCUAUCUACGUACUUUCUGUGCUAAGAAUGUCCAAGUUUUAUUCUCAGCUGAUAGUCCGAGGAAGUUUGGGGCUCUGUGUGAUUUACACAUUAUGGAAGCUGCAGAAAGAAGUUAGAAAACAAUUUGGAGCAACUACAGCAUCAAUCUUCUGUCUCAUCACUGUUACUCAGUUUCAUUUGAUGUUUUACUGUACAAGAACCCUCCCUAAUGUGUUUGCACUUCCAUCUGUACUUCUGGCAUUGACAUUUUGGAUACAGCAAAAGCAAAGGCAGUUCAUUUGGUUCUCAGCUUUGGCGAUUAUAGUCUUCAGAUCAGAGCUCUGCAUAUUCUUAGGCCUCAUGCUCCUUGUGACAUUAUUAACUAAAAGAAUCUCCAUUUUCAAGGUGCUUUCCCAUGCUGUUCCAGCUGGAAUGUUUUGGUUGGGGCUAACAAUUGCUGUGGAUUCUCUAUUUUGGAGGCAACUUGUGUGGCCUGAGGGGAAAGUACUCUGGUAUAACACAGUUUUAAACAAAAGUUCCAACUGGGGAACCUCUCCUUUCUUGUGGUAUUUCUAUUCAGCCCUGCCUCGUGCUUUGGGAUGCAGCAUAAUAUUUGUACCUUUAGGGGUAACAGAAAAGAGAACUCGGAUUUUACUUCUGCCAGCACUGGGCUUUAUUUUCUUGUAUUCGUUUCUCCCACACAAAGAGCUACGUUUCAUCAUCUAUACUUUCCCUGUCUUCAACAUAGUGGCUGCUAAAAUGUGCUCACGAAUUCUGAAUAACUACCGGAGAUCCUGGCUGUACAAACUUGGAUCUUUCUUUAUUAUUAUGCAUCUUCUACUUAAUGCUGUUUAUUCAGGAACAUCUUUAUAUGUCUCACAUUUCAAUUAUCCUGGAGGAGUGGCAAUUCAGAAGUUACAUGAGUUGGUACCUUCUACAGCAGAUGUCUCUGUUCAUAUUGAUGUGGCUGCAGCACAAACAGGAGUUUCUCGGUUUCUAGAAAUCAAUUCUGACUGGAGGUAUGACAAAAGAGAAGAUGUUAAACCAGGAGACCAGUUGAUGUUUUCUUACACACAUAUACUGAUGGAAACAAAUCCUCUUCAAAUAUCACAUUACAAGACAACCCACAGGCCACUGGCAAAUAUACCUGGCAUCAGUAAAAUUGGAUUGAACCUUACUGCACUACCUCCUUUUACUUUAAACUUGAAACCAAAAUUAGUACUGUUGGAGAAACUUCCUCUAUCAUCUUGACUGUGAAUUUUAAGUAAGUCUUUGAUGUGAUUUUGCUGAUGACUGAACUAUAUAAGACAGCAACAAAUUGUCAUUCCAGCACUGCAACUCAGCUUCUGUGGAAAGGCACAGAAAAUCUCUGUACCUGCCAAUUGGUAUUUAGCUCCGUCCUGUUUCUUACAUAAAUAAUACAGUGCAUUCCUAGUCAGUAUAUUCUCAGUAUACUGAAUUGUAUUGCUAGAUAUAUUUGAGAGAGGUUGCCUACAAGUUCAUUGAUAUUGAGUAAAACCUGUGUACUUGGUUUGGUAGUCUGUUUCACCACGUAGCACAGGUAUGUCCUAAUUGUCCUAUAUAAGAUACAAAAUCAACAGGUUUGUGCUAGGGCAAUAAUUUAAUAUGUAAUCUAUGUGUGCAAAGAUGUAUUACUUAAUGUAUUUACAGGAUUGUAACCCCCUCAGCUGUCAGGUUGCCUGUGUGAAACGUAGUGAUGUUACCAACAUAGAAAAGCCAUAUUCAUUGUAGCUUCAUCCUAAUACCUAACUGUGCCCUGUAGGCUACCAAACUAAUGAAAUAUUCACUUAAAAAGCAGUUGGACCUCUUGACAAGUGUUUCAUAACAGAUUCGAGUACUAAGGAUGAUUAUCUUCAUUCCAACAGUUCAAGAAAAAGUAGUAACUCGGAUUUCUUGGGAAAAACAACUUUUAAAAUAAUGUUUCUCCUCUUCUGCUGUAAUGAUAUCAUAAUUUGCAGUGCAGAAUUUACCUGUGAAAAUGUCCAUUUUAAGAUAGGUGCUGUUUUCUUCCUUUUUUUUUAUUACGUAAUCCCUUUGGAAAGGAGUGCUCUAAUGUGCCAUUUGCUGCAUUCUAUAAACUAGAGUAAGAUUGCAUGCUCUGUAGUUUUCUUUACUAGAUUUUUUUUUAAGGAUGUCUGCAUAAAUUGCUGAAUGGAACAAGGGAAAAAGGUUAAAAUUCUGGUUAGGGCCAGUUGUAAUGUGACAGAAGCUCCUUUAGUGUAAAAUGUCAGAAUCACUGAAAUUAUCACAGGCAGAAAACUAUUCCUUGCUGACUGAAAACUUGAUAAAAAUCUGAUUAUGGAAUAAAGUGGUUUGGGUUUUUUGU